Messenger RNA from Meleagris gallopavo (turkey), 2498 nucleotides. The record is from RefSeq and is a predicted model, not a curated record. Lineage: Eukaryota; Metazoa; Chordata; Aves; Galliformes; Phasianidae.
UGCACGUUCUUCCCACGCCCCGCGCCUCCCGUGACGUCCCGGCUUCCUCCGGCCGUGCGUCACCACAGGAGGAUGUUGCUGGGCUUGGAGCGGGGCUGGUGGCCGAGCAUCGCCCUGGGAUGUGCGGGUGGGAAGAGGGGCUGUCCCAGUGCCUGGGGAUCUGGGACAUGGCUGUGACGCAGUAUUUUGCUUUUUUUCCCAAUCUCUCUCCUCCUGUUCGGUUUAUCUCAGGAGGGUAGGGAGUCUUCCUUGGUAGAUCACAUUUUGGGGCGCAUCUGGUGCUGGCCCAUCUGACAUCACUUCGGAACACCAGCCUAAGUGCCAGCCUUGCUCGUUACCCUUGUUACACCACCCAGCUCUCCCCAAUCAAAUUGCCUUUGGGGAGUCUGGGGGAUGCUAAUGGGAAUGCCCUUCUGUCCUGCAGGCCACCAAGCAGUUCCUGGAAGAGAUCAACAAGUGGACAGGCCAGUACAAUGUGUCCCCGCUCUCCUGGAACGUGGCCGUCAAGUUCCUCAUGGCCCGCAAGUUCGACGUCCUGCGGGCCAUUGAGCUCUUCCACUCCUACCGGGAGACGCGGCUCAAGGAAGGCAUCGUGAAGCUGAAGCCGCAUGAGGAGCCACUGCGCUCGGAGCUGCUCAGCGGCAAGUUCACCAUCCUGAGCGUUCGGGACCCCUCGGGGGCCUCCAUCGCCCUGUUCACGGCCAAGCUGCACCACCCCAGCCGCAGCGUGCAGCACGUGGUGCUCCAGGCGCUCUUCUACCUGCUGGACAGGGCCGUGGAGAGUUUCGAGACACAGAGGAACGGGCUGGUGUUCAUCUACGACAUGGCGGGCUCGCAGUACACCAACUUUGAGCUGGACCUCAGCAAGAAGAUCCUCAACCUGCUGAAGGGCGCUUUCCCGGCAAGGCUGAAGAAGGUGUUCAUCGUGGGAGCGCCCAUGUGGUUCCGCGUGCCCUACUCCAUCAUCAGCCUGCUUCUGAAGGAGAAGCUGCGUGAGAGGGUGCAGAUGGUGAAGAUGUCGGAGCUGAAGGAGCACCUGCCCCGCGAGUGCCUGCCCGAGACCCUCGGCGGCUGCCUCAAGCUGGACCCGCUUAGCUGGAACUGCCGCUUCCUACCGCAGCAGAACGGGCACCCUGACCCCUUGGAUGAGCUUAUCCUGGUGCCGUUGGUGACCCCCCGCGACAACGGCUCGCUCCAUGUGCCCAGCCCCAAGGCUCUCACCCCGCAGGAGCUGCUGGAGCACGUCAGCCGCAAGCAGAAGCGCGGCAUCUACGAGGAGUAUGAGGACAUCCGGCGCCGGAGCCCGGCCGGGACCUUCGUCUGCUCCUUGGCGCCCUACAACCAGGAGAAGAACCGUUACGGAGACGUGCCCUGCCUGGACCAGACCCGUGUGAAGCUGGCCAAGCCCUACAGCCGCCCAGAGCUGACCGACUACAUCAAUGCCAGCUUCAUGGAUGGCUACAAGCAGAGGAACGCGUACAUUGGGACCCAGGGGCCCCUGGAGAAUACCUAUGGUGACUUCUGGCGCAUGGUGUGGGAGCAGAACGUCCUGGUGAUCGUGAUGACGACUCGGCUGGAGGAGGGGGGCAGGAGGAAGUGCGGCCAGUACUGGCCCUUGGAGAAGGAUUUCCAGAUGCGCUUCGGGGCACUGACCAUCACCAACCUGGGCGUGGAAAACCUCAGCCAUUACAAGAAAACCAUCCUAGAGAUCCACAGUGCUGAGGGCAGAGAGCGGCGGUUGCUCUCCCACUUCCAAUACCUGAGCUGGCCGGAUUACGGCGUGCCCUCAUCGGCAGCCACGCUCAUUGACUUCCUGGGGGCCGUGAAGCAGCAGCAGCGUGUGGCCGUCAGUGCGUUGGGACCGCGUUUCAAGGGGCACCCAGGGGGCCCUCCGCUCGUGGUGCACUGCAGCGCUGGCAUCGGCAGGACAGGUACCCUGUGUGCUCUGGACAUCUGCCUGUCGCAGCUGCAGGACGUGGGCACGCUGGACAUCCAGCAGACGGUGCAGCGCAUGAGGACGCAGCGUGCCUUCAGCAUCCAGACCCCGGAGCAGUAUUUCUUCUGCUACAGCGCAGUGCUGGAGCACGCCCAGCGCCGCGGCCUGCUGCCUGCCGCCCAGAAGGGCUCUGCCGGGCACUGACACAGCCCUGCCAGCUGGGAACUGUGCCUUACUUCAAGCAAGCAAGCCGGGGCAGAAGGAGGCUCGGGGAAAAGGGGUUGGGGUGGUUUAUUUUGUAAUUUUUUCCUUUAUUUUUUCUUCUCGGUGGGACCAUCUAGACUUGUACACAGAGCCCUGAGGGUGUGCGUUCCCAGCACGGCUGCAUCGGGAACUUUAUACUGUAUUAAGCUCUUCGAAUGUGUAUAUUCUUAUUUUUUUAUAAUCCCGGAGCGUGGGGGAGGAGCUUUUUGUUGUUUUUUUUUGUUUGUUUUGUUUUUUGUUUUCUGUUUUGUUUUCUUGUGGUAUUUAACAUUAAGCGAGCAGACCAGGAGCGAUCUCA